AUGCUCCGUGGACAAAGACCUGGUUCAGCCUGCAGCUUGCUCCGGCCCCAUGAUCCCACAGGGCAAACAACAGCCUCAUUCUCUGCACCACUGCUGACCUCAUUGUCUCUUUGUCCAGGGAAAAUCCACACUUGCAUUCUGUUAAAUGGAGCAUCAACGAGUAGAGAUGGAGAGUCAUUAUCAGUGAUUGAAAAUCCAGCAGUUGUCCCUUCAACCUUUCAGUCAGAGAAAACUUCCAGACUUGUAGACACCAAAGACGCUCAGUGCAGAACUUGGAUUCAGUCUUUUGCUCAUAGACUUGUGAGGUUUUUGGCUGCAUUGUGUGCUGUUGGACUGCUGGGGGGUCUGGCUGUUGGGGUCUGGUUUCUGGUCAAAUUACUCCUAAAACCUUCCUCCACUCACAGUCCAGUGGGCUUAGGUGACACCAAAGAAACGUCUUUCUGCAAUGUGACGGAAGACAUUUCCAUCUCUGACUCUAGAAAAGUGUUUUACAGAAUCAGCCCAGAGAACUCCCUUCUGGAGAUCCAGCUGGGCAAAGUGCCCACCUGGCUGCCUGUGUGCUACGAGAGGUGGAACUCUUCUCUGGGAACACUGGUGUGUCGACAGCUGGGUUAUCUCAGUCUGGCCAAACAUAAAGGAGUAAAUCUUACUGACAUUGGACCAAGCUACAUAAAUGAGUGUGGGACGAGGGCAAAGCUGCCCAGAAUAAUCGGAGGGGUUGAGGCCGCGCUGGGCAGGUGGCCGUGGCAGGUCAGCCUUUACUACAGCAACCGCCACAACUGCGGAGGCUCCAUCAUCACCAGUCGAUGGGUCGUCACAGCCGCCCAUUGUGUUCACAACUACAGACUUCCUCAAGUGUCCAACUGGGUGGUCUAUGCUGGCAUUGUCACCCGCAGUUCAGCUAAAAUGGCUCAACACCUGGGAUAUGCUGUUGAAAAAAUUAUAUACAACAAAAACUACAACCACAGAAGUCAUGACAGUGACAUAGCCCUGAUGAAGCUGCGAACGCCAUUGAAUUUCUCAGAUACAAUACGACCAGUGUGCUUGCCACAAUACAACUAUGAUCUACCCGGAGGAACACAAUGCUGGAUCUCUGGAUGGGGCUACACACAACCUGAUGGCAUUCAAUCACCAGACACGUUAAAAGAAGCUCCUGUUCCUAUAAUAAGUGCAAAAAAGUGUAAUAGCUCCUGUAUGUACAAUGGUGAAAUCACAUCGAGGAUGCUUUGUGCUGGAUAUACAGAGGGAAAAGUGGAUGCCUGUCAGGGGGACAGCGGGGGACCAUUGGUGUGCCAGGAUGAUAACGUGUGGAGGCUGGUGGGGGUUGUCAGCUGGGGGACUGGUUGUGCUGAACCUAAUCAUCCUGGUGUGUAUACCAAAGUGGCUGAAUUCUUGGGCUGGAUCUAUGACAUGAUUGAGAAUUACUAA
Messenger RNA from Knipowitschia caucasica, 1428 nucleotides. NCBI's taxonomy places the organism in Eukaryota, Metazoa, Chordata, Actinopteri, Gobiiformes, Gobiidae. The record is from the annotation of a GenBank genome assembly.